Candida tropicalis MYA-3404 is the source of this 765-nucleotide messenger RNA. RefSeq lists its product as uncharacterized. The transcript has a single exon. The record is from RefSeq and is a predicted model, not a curated record. Gene Ontology annotation, cellular component: prospore membrane; ascospore wall; lipid droplet. The coding region runs from base 1 to 765 and encodes 254 amino acids. Lineage: Eukaryota; Fungi; Ascomycota; Pichiomycetes; Serinales; Debaryomycetaceae.
AUGUUUGCUUUAGUGUUUCCACCACAAGCCGUAAUUUACACUUUACUCAUGGGGCCAUUGGGAGUGAUUGGAGCAUGGUACAAUUUGAUCCUGCAAGCAAGUACGUUAUCCAUUUUUAUUGUAACAAUUUCCCUAAUGCCACAUAUACAGAGGGUAGCCUAUGAUGCUGUAUUAGUACGUGAAUGCUCUGAAGAUGUGGUUCUUAUGGGGAAGUUACGAAGAUACAAGAAACUCCCAUUACGAGUUCGAGUCUCCGAAUAUUUGAAAGCAAUCUCAGAUCUCUCUAUUUUUCCGUUUCUGUUGCUCAAAUUACUUGCUUUUGGGUUGAUCUAUUUCAUUCCAUUUGUGGGUCCAUUGAUUGUUUUAUUAUUCCAGUCUUCUAGACGUGGAGUCAAAGCUCACGGUCGAUAUUUUAAAUUGAGAGGUUUUCUGAGAAGCGAUACUCGAGAAAUACACAAGUUGAACCGACCAGCCUAUAUGGGAUAUGGCAUUGUUGCAUUGUGGCUCGAGCUGUUUCCAUUUGUAAAUAUGUAUUUUAUGUUCACCAACACUCUAGGGGCCGCAUUAUGGGCGGUGGAUAUCGAAAGACAAGAGAAACAAGCGGCUGAGAAAAAUGCCAUCCAGUUGCAACCGCUUACCGCAUUGAUUGAUACAGAUUCUAAUGUAACUAACCAACCACGGUGCGCCAUAACGAUGAUGGAAACACCAGAAACACCGACACUGCCUAAAAUUGAUCAGAAAAAUGAAGAAAAAGCCAAAGUCUAA